This is a messenger RNA of Cyphellophora europaea CBS 101466, 288 nucleotides long. RefSeq lists its product as uncharacterized. The record is from RefSeq and is a predicted model, not a curated record. Gene Ontology annotation, molecular function: peptidyl-prolyl cis-trans isomerase activity. The transcript has 4 exons. Bases 1 to 288 code for a protein of 95 amino acids. Lineage: Eukaryota; Fungi; Ascomycota; Eurotiomycetes; Chaetothyriales; Cyphellophoraceae.
AUGGCUUCUCAAUUCAGGAAGGACGUUCUUAGGGAGGGUGACAAGACCAAUUACCCAAAGAAGGGCGACAGGGUUACCAUGCACUAUACCGGCUGGCUCUAUGAUCCCAGCCAGCCUAAUAACCGAGGCAACAAGUUUGACUCAUCAGUGGACAAAGGUACCCCCUUCGAAGUCCCAAUCGGCGUUGGCAGGGUCAUCCAAGGGUGGGAUCAAGGCGUGCCGCAAAUGUCUCUGGGUGAGAAAGCUGUGCUGACCAUUCCUGGUAACAUGGCUUACGGCGAACGGUAA